CGAGCAGCAGUUCAGUUGCUUGUCGAGAUCCGCACCGAGAUGAGCUUUAGCUGGAGCGUGCUUUUUGGUUUUCUUAUGGCACUCGCCGCUGUCAAUGGGCAGACUGAGCUGUCCAUAGUUUCUCGCGUGGAUUGGCGCGCCCGGCCGCCAAAUGGGGAAAUGACGAUGAUGACGCUACCGCUGAGCCGGGCCAUUAUCGCUCACACGGCUGGGCGUGGCUGCACCGAUGAUCAGAGCUGUGCGGCCCAGGUGGCCAGCAUUCAGACGUACCAGAUGAUGAGAAUGAAGUACUCGGAUAUUAGCUAUCACUAUUUGGUUGGCGGCAAUGGCCUUGUCUACGAGGGACGCAGUCCAAGUCAACAGGGCGCAAUUGCGGCUGGUAAUAAUGCCGGCAACCUGGCCAUUGCCUUCAUUGGAAACUUCGAGGAGCAGCCGCCAACGGAUGCAGCUCUGGCUGCUGCACAGUCAUUACUGGAUCAUGCUGUCAGACAGGGUCAGCUUGCCGAGAAUUAUCAGCUGGUGGGCCAUCGUCAGCUGAGCGCCACCAAAAGUCCGGGAGAUGCGUUGUACGUUGUCGUGCAGAGCUGGCCGCAUUGGAGCAGUAUUUAAUGUUAAGUAGAUGCCGUGCUUAGAUUUCGACACGUAAAGACCAUUCCUUACACAUUUAUUGUAAAUAUAAUUAUGUAUAAUUUGUUGUUUGCUUAAAUACGAAUACUAAACUUUUAA
Molecule: messenger RNA, 726 nt
Organism: Drosophila novamexicana
Lineage: Eukaryota; Metazoa; Arthropoda; Insecta; Diptera; Drosophilidae
Gene: PGRP-SD
Product: peptidoglycan-recognition protein SD
Exons: 1
Coding region: 40-609 (189 amino acids)
Biological process (GO): peptidoglycan catabolic process
Molecular function (GO): zinc ion binding; N-acetylmuramoyl-L-alanine amidase activity
Source: RefSeq, a predicted model, not a curated record